GCGGGGGGAAUGCCGCUGGCAGGCUCCUACUGCCGCCGCCGCUGCCUCUUCCUCUUCUUCCUCUUCCUCCUCUUCUUCCUCCUCCUCGCUGGCGCCUCUCCAAGCGCAACUUCCCGCCAACUUCUUCUUCUUCUUCCUCCCGAGGCUCGGCUCUGAAGGCGACCCAGGGAAGGGCACCAACGGAGGGCCACCUUUCCUCCCUUCUCCUCUGCGUCUCUCUCGCUCUCUCUCGCACGCGCCAGGACUUGGGACUCUCCUCGAGGAGCUGAGGAAGGGAGAAAGAAGAGGAAGGGGAAAAAGGGAUCCGCGGAGACAGACAAAAGGAAAGAAGAAGGCAACGCGAAGAUGAUGCGCCUGGGAAAGUAGCGCUGUGGAAUACCUCGGACCGGCCUCUUCUUCCUUCUCCAUGGCCUUUGCUAAGCGUGAACUAAGCUGAGAAAGCGACCCCAGACCCCGCCGAGGAGGAGGAGGAGGAGGAGGAGGAAGAGGACCCUUUUGCCCUCCCUUCCUCGGAGGAUCUCUCUUUCCGCGCCUCUCUUUUCGCCGCCGGCUUGGAGAAGGAGCUCCCGCUCCUCUUUGCAAAUCGCCCCGGGGGUUUGUUUAUUGCUCUUCUUCUUUCUUCGCCUCUGGACCCGCAAGGACGCGUUUGAGGCUGUGGGAGGCCGGUCUUGAAGCCGGGUCUCGAGCGGCCGCCCAGAUGGAAAUACACUGUAAGCACGACCCCUUCGCCGCGAUGCAUAGACAUGGAGGAGUGAAUCAGUUAGGGGGUGUUUUUGUGAAUGGCCGGCCGCUCCCUGACGUAGUCCGCCAAAGGAUUGUGGAACUUGCUCAUCAAGGCGUGAGACCCUGCGACAUUUCCAGGCAACUACGGGUCAGCCAUGGUUGCGUCAGCAAAAUCCUCGGCAGGUAUUAUGAGACUGGAAGCAUUAAGCCAGGAGUUAUUGGGGGCUCAAAACCAAAGGUCGCCACACCCAAAGUAGUAGACAAAAUAGCAGAAUAUAAACGCCAAAACCCCACCAUGUUUGCCUGGGAAAUCAGGGACAGGCUCCUCGCAGAACGAGUAUGUGAUAAUGACACGGUGCCCAGCGUCAGCUCCAUUAACAGGAUUAUACGGACAAAGGUACAGCAACCACCCAACCAGCAAGUCCCAGCCUCUAGUCACAGCAUAGCCUCAACGGGGUCGGUGACACAAGUGUCAUCCGUAAGCACGGACUCAGCAGGCUCCUCCUACUCCAUCAGUGGGAUUCUGGGAAUUACAUCUCCCAGUGCUGAAAGCAACAAGCGCAAAAGAGAUGAAGGUAUUCAGGAAUCUCCAGUACCAAAUGGCCAUUCUCUCCCGGGUAGAGACUUCCUUCGGAAACAAAUGAGGGGAGAUCUUUUCACUCAACAGCAGUUAGAAGUGUUGGACCGAGUGUUUGAACGACAACAUUAUUCGGACAUCUUCACGACAACUGAACCCAUAAAACCAGAACAGUCAACAGAAUAUUCAGCCAUGGCCUCACUAGCCGGUGGAUUAGAUGAUAUGAAGGCUAACUUAACAAGUCCUACUUCGGCAGAUAUCGGAGCCAGCGUCCCAGGGCCACAGUCAUAUCCUAUUGUGACAGGUCGUGAUUUGGCAAGCACAACCCUCCCUGGAUACCCUCCGCACGUCCCCCCUGCUGGACAGGGCAGCUAUUCUGCUCCAACGCUGACAGGGAUGGUGCCUGGGAGUGAAUUUUCUGGCAGUCCAUACAGCCACCCGCAAUAUUCAACAUACAAUGACUCUUGGAGAUUUCCUAAUCCUGGAUUGUUAGGCUCUCCUUACUAUUACAGCGCUGCAGCCCGUGGAGCAGCACCCCCGGCAGCCGCUGCUGCUUACGAUCGUCACUGACACAAGGAACCAAGAGGCACUUACUAAACGUAUCAUGCCGGAUGACAUCCCUGGAAUCAUCUAGAAUGCAACUGCAGAAAUUGGACUACAAGGAAGGUUAAAAGAAAACAUCCCCACAGACCCACACAAUGAUUGGAUUGUUAUUCUUCCAGCUAGGUGAACUGUGCAUUACUUCCUGUUUUUCAUUAAUGAAAUUCGAGUGACCUUAACUGAAUCUCCAUUUUUUAAAAAAGAGCAAACAAAGAAUUGGUUUUGUUGACAUUCCCAGUGGCUUUCAAGAUACAGUAGCCUUGGGUUGCAUACCGCCGUCUUGCUUUUGGACUGACUAUAUCUCCCUGAUGCUCUUGGCCAUGUCAAGGGAAGAGGAGCAGUUCUCAAUGCUCAGCACUCUCUGUUGGAUGUCUCUCUUUCCUGCAAAUUGUAACCAGAUGUGUGAUCAAAAUGGACCAUAUCGGUUGGGUUUCAUUUUAAGAAAGGGGGCAUUAAGGAAAAAGAUUGGUCAGCUCAAAUGACAAAGCACCAAUGUAAAUAACUUGCUUCUUUGUGUUACUGUAGAGUGGUUUAGCAUCAAACACAGCAACGCAGACAACAUGAUGAAUUUGAAACACAUUGGAAAAUAUGUGUUUUGUUACUGGUGCACUGAUUCCAAGAAUUUAGUAAGCUUUAACACAACUCUGAACCAGGUUACCAUUCAUUGUGGCUAUUUCUGGGGCUAGUGUUCUUUCUACAUACAUGACAGUCUAAUAUGUUCCAUAUGUUAGCACUGACCAUAUGAACAAAUGACAAACAUGGACAGCUAGUUCCACCUUAAUUCCUGAAUAUUGAUUUACAGGUAUUUGUAACUCACACUCUCUGACUUUAAGUUGAAAGAAAUAAUUCCAAAAAACCGAAGCCUUAUGCAGAUUGAAAUAGAAAAUAUGUAGAAACUGGUUGUAUAUGGCCCAAAAGUAUUAUUAUUUUCAUGAGCAGUGGUGAACCAAAACUAAUAUGAAAACUAGGCUAAGGUUAGAAUUCGUGCAGUUGAACACCACUUAAACUGCCACAGCUCAAUGUUAUGGAAUUGGUUGUUGUUUUACAAGGUUUUUUGCUUUCUCUGCCAAAGUGUGCUGGUGCCUCACCAAACUACAAAUCUAUAUCAUUGAGCCAUGGUAGUUAAAGUCAAAUUGCAUUAACUCCACACUGCAAAUGCACCCUAAGUCUCUCUUGAUGUUAUUUAACAUGUUGGAGGUCCAGGGCCAAUAGCUCCGUGCAACCCAUCCAUAUGUUGAGCAUUGACAUAAUUAACAUCAUCAUCAUCAUCAUCAUCAUCAUCAUCAUUGAUAUCAGUUGAGAAGAAUGUGCUCACUGGGUUGUUGUAGGUUUUUUUGGGCUAUAUGGCCAUGGUCU
Anolis sagrei ordinatus is the source of this 3256-nucleotide messenger RNA. RefSeq names its product paired box 5 (gene PAX5). The record is from RefSeq and is a predicted model, not a curated record. NCBI's taxonomy places the organism in Eukaryota, Metazoa, Chordata, Lepidosauria, Squamata, Anolidae. Gene Ontology annotation, biological process: anatomical structure development; regulation of transcription by RNA polymerase II. Gene Ontology annotation, molecular function: RNA polymerase II cis-regulatory region sequence-specific DNA binding; DNA-binding transcription factor activity, RNA polymerase II-specific.